AUGGCAUCCGGGGGAGCACCUGCUAAAGAGCAGGUAGAAGAUCAGGUUAAGGAAGAGGGGGAAUCGGGGUCGGAGAGUAAGCUCAAUAUGAGUGAGGACCAGCUGAUUGAGGCUUUGGGUAAGCUAGGGAAAUACAGGAUAAUUCCUGUAAAUGAGGAGGAGGAACCUCCGGUUCCCAGGGCUGAAAGCACUCCCAAGCGAUCAUUGAGAUUUGUGGGAACUAGCCAGUCUUAUCCACCCGAUGACCCUAGCCAUAAUGUAACAAAUGUAUACAGCAACCCACACCAUAUCCCUAAGGUGCCCCAGUUUUCCGGGGAGGAGCCACCUUUAAAAGGGGAUGUGUCUUAUGCUGAGUGGCGGUUUGAGAUAAGAUGCUUGGGUGAAGAUCCUGAGAUUUCAAACAGUACCCUGAAACCAAAUGAAUCCGCCACCGCAUUUGGCUGUAGACUAGAGUCGUUGCUACAACCAGCAUUGGAAAAUGGCUCUCUCCAUAAGUCGUCAAAAAAUGACCUGAUGCGACACAAGUUCUGGACAUCCCUUAGUUCUGACAAACUAAAGAGUCAGACUCGUCAUAAAUAUGACACCUUGACAGGCUACAGUGAGCUAUUAAGGGAAAUCCGGGUGGUAGAGAAGGAGUUAAGUUUAACUUUCUCUACUGGUACAGCUACAGGGGCUAGUCAAACGAAAAAGGGACACCAGCAUGUAGUUAAUGCUGAAUCUGAGCAACAGGUUGCAGCUGUAGGGGACAUAGAAAAAAAAUUUGACCAGAAGUUAAAAAGCCUAGAGGAAAAACUUAGUUCUCAGAUAGAGGGUAAGUUUGAUAAAAUCUUGGACAAACUUGGUAAUCGAUCCUCGGGUAACAGUCAGAGGUCGGGUCAAGAUAGUCAGAGGUCAGGUCAAAACAACAAAGGUCGGGGCCGAGGUGGAUAUAAUAGGUCCCGGGGAAAUUGGCACAACAAUAAGGAUAAGGCCAAGGAUGUGAGGAACUCCCCAAACGAGUAG
Molecule: messenger RNA, 1002 nt
Organism: Mizuhopecten yessoensis (Yesso scallop)
Lineage: Eukaryota; Metazoa; Mollusca; Bivalvia; Pectinida; Pectinidae
Exons: 2
Coding region: 1-1002 (333 amino acids)
Source: RefSeq, a predicted model, not a curated record